Molecule: messenger RNA, 456 nt
Organism: Gongylonema pulchrum
Lineage: Eukaryota; Metazoa; Nematoda; Chromadorea; Rhabditida; Gongylonematidae
Source: the annotation of a GenBank genome assembly
CAAACACUUGGCAAUAAUUCAAAAGCCGAUCUGAAUCUGAACUGCUCCGUGGUGUCCAAAACCAGUAGCAUUACGGAACCAGCGAAUACUGAAGCUGCGGAAGCAUCGCCGCCACCUCCACCACCACCCCUAACAGUAGCAGCUGGGACUGUGGAUGCAGAUGGCGAAGCUGGUGGUACUAUUGCUGAAGAUAACAAGGCACCGCUGCCGGCGAAGGCACCGGAAGAUACGGAUUACAAGAGUUCCGACAAUAAGUGGCAUGUUUGCUGCCCAAGCUGUAACUUGGGUCCUUUCAAGCACACUCGUGGCCAGCGCGCGAAGCAGGCCGGAAUCCAGAAAAAAGCGCCGAAGAAGACUAUGGUCUCGGAAUACAAGCUGCCGGAGUCUGUGGCCCUGAUGGUGGAGAAAUAUGAGAAAUCGUGCAUGGAGAACGAGCAGGAUGAUUCCAGCUGUUAG